Molecule: messenger RNA, 2841 nt
Organism: Schistocerca serialis cubense
Lineage: Eukaryota; Metazoa; Arthropoda; Insecta; Orthoptera; Acrididae
Gene: Hrs
Product: hepatocyte growth factor-regulated tyrosine kinase substrate
Exons: 15
Coding region: 144-2438 (764 amino acids)
Molecular function (GO): phosphatidylinositol binding; ubiquitin binding; metal ion binding
Source: RefSeq, a predicted model, not a curated record
AGACUGAGGAAAGGUAAUAAAGUUAUCGUUGAAUAACGUGCGUCAUUGUCAGCUGUUUUGUGACUAAUGGUUUACGCGUCUGGUUUUGUGACAACUAAUAAUCUGAUAGGCAGUUGAUUGCCUGCUUCACAAUUGUUGAGAAGAUGUUUCGCUCUUCGUCGGGUUUUGAUAAGUUACUUGAUAAGGCGACAAGCAAUUUGAGAUUAGAACCGGACUGGCCUACAAUACUUCAAAUAUGUGACCAAAUCAGACAAGGAGAUGUUCAGCCAAAGUAUGCUCUUGCUGCAAUUAAGAAGAAACUCUAUAAUGCAAACCCUCAUAUUGCAAUGUUUGGGCUUCUGGUUUUAGAAUCGUGCGUGAAGAAUUGUGGUCACCUUAUCCAUGAUGAAAUUGGCACUAAGCAGUAUAUGGAGCAGCUGCGUGAAUUAGUAAAAACAACAAACCAUGAAAAUGUUAAAAACAAAGUAUUAGAAAUGAUUCAAGCAUGGGCUUAUGCCUUUAGAAAUAGCCCAAAGUACAGAGCAGUACAGGACACACUAAAUAUUAUGAAAACUGAGGGCUAUAAAUUUCCGGUUCUGAAAGAGAGUGAUGCCAUGUUUUCUGCAGACACUGCUCCAGAAUGGGCAGAUGGUGAUUGUUGCCAUCGUUGUCGUGUUUCAUUUGGAGUGGUUCAGCGAAAGCAUCACUGCAGAGCCUGUGGACAGGUAUUCUGCAGUCAGUGCUCGUCAAAAACCUCAACACUGCCAAAGUUUGGAAUAGAAAAAGAAGUUCGUGUAUGUGAGGCAUGCUAUGAAUCGCUCAAUAAAUCUACCUCAACCCCACCACCUACACAGAAGUCUGAGGGGGAGUUGCCACCAGAGUAUCUCAGCAGUUCAUUAGCACAGCAAAGUCAGGGCCCCCCUCGUAAAACAGAGGAGGAGCUGCGGGAAGAGGAGGAACUGCAGCUUGCUCUUGCUUUGUCAAAGUCUGAGGCAGAGCACAAGGAAAAAGAGAAGAAACGCACUACAUCAGCCAUUAUUUCAAAUGCAGCUGCCAUUCAACGUGCAAAGCAGUAUUCACCUCCUCCACUCAUGGACAAUAGCCCAAAUCAAGGGGAAGAAGAGGACCCAGAGCUUGCUCGUUACCUGAACCGAGCUUAUUGGGAAAAGCGACAGAAUGAAGACUCAUCUGGUCCAUCUACCAGUGCAAGCUCUGAACGCAGCAGUCCACGCCCUGGACAGCAGCCUUCUGCACCAAGUCCUAGGAUACAACAGAAACAGGAAAAUGGUGAACCGGAUUCUCAAAUUGAGGAAUUUGUGGGUGCUCUAAAAAGUCAAGUGGAAAUAUUUGUGAACCGUAUGAAAUCAAACUCAAGUCGUGGGCGUAGCAUUGCUAAUGACAGCUCCGUGCAAACACUUUUUAUGAAUAUUACAGCUAUGCAUUCUCAACUUCUUCGAUAUAUUCAACAACAAGAUGACAGCAGAGUGUAUUACGAAGGACUUCAGGACAAGCUAGCACAAGUGAAAGAUGCAAGAGCCGCUCUAGAUGCAUUGCGGGAAGAACACAGAGAGAAGCUGAGAAGGCAAGCAGAAGAAGCAGAGCGUAUUAGACAACUCCAGAUGGCUCACAAACUUGAAAUAAUGCGCAAGAAGAAACAAGAAUAUUUGCAGUACCAGCGACAGUUAGCUUUGCAGAGAAUACAAGAGCAAGAACGAGAAAUGCAAAUGAGACAAGAACAACAGAAGCAGCAGUACAUGAGGGGAUCACUGCCCUAUGGAAUGCCACCAUACGUGGGUGCACCAGGUCCUCACCAAACCUAUCCUCCAUCGGGGCCUGAGAGUUCUCCUGUGCAUACACAUUAUGGACCGCCUAGUAUGCCACCUGGUGGGCAGAUGUUUACUGGGGCACCACCACCAGUAACAACAGGCGCACCAGUUCAGGGCCCACAAUCAUUUCAAGAAUAUCCACAUUAUACUUUGCCAGGUAUACCAACAGCUCAGCCACAUUCAUCACAGCCUGUUCCAGUACAGGGACCACCAGGACCACUCCCUCAACUUGUUCGUCCACAGCAGGGUGCCCUUCCUGGAGGAGUCAUGCCUCCUAUGGGUCCAAUAGGACCCCAUGGGCCAAAUCAAACUGGGCCUAUGCCUCUGCCUGGCCAGGGUGUGCAAGGACAGAUGCAGCCUACUCCCCCUUUUCAUCCACAGCCUAAUUUGCCAGGUCCACCAGGACAAGGGCCAAAUCCUCAGAUUCAGGGACCACCUUUGCCUAUUCAGAAUCAUAUCUCACCUGGACAGUUUGCUCCAGGGGCACCACAGCAACCACCUGGGUCUUCCUCUGGCAGUCCUCAACAGCCACAACCACAGCAGCAACAACAGCCACAACAACAGCAGCAGCAGCAGCCUUCACAGCAGGAUCAGAAACAAGAUCAAACUGCAGAACUCAUAAGUUUUGACUGAAUUGUAUUAGUAUUUAGUGUUUGUUAAUAUAAAUUUACAAUUUCUGUUUGGCUGCUCUUACGUAACUCAAAAAAAAAUUAUAAGUGGUAGCAAAUGAUGAAAAUAAUGAUUGUCAUACACUCUGAUAUUUUUGACAAUCUUAUAACUUUCAUGCUCAGUAUGUGGCCCAAUUCAUAAAAUAUUGCUUUAUUUGUAUAUAUGUAUUAUGUGCCAGAUAGUGCAGUGUUUCUUGUAUUUCUUAAAACAUGCAAAUGAAAUACAUGCUACAAUAUUACUUCAUUAGAGUUUCCAUGUUGUAAAAUAUUUCACCAGUUACUAGUUCUGUCACAUUUACUGUUUUUUGUUCUUCCUAUUUCAGGAUACAAUUUGUGUCACACGUCUCCAUUACUGAGACUACUUAUAA